Molecule: messenger RNA, 1488 nt
Organism: Peniophora sp. CBMAI 1063
Lineage: Eukaryota; Fungi; Basidiomycota; Agaricomycetes; Russulales; Peniophoraceae
Source: the annotation of a GenBank genome assembly
AUGCAGAAAGAAACGAACACCCCUGGAUGCUUCACUGGUCUUCUUCAGAGUCUGCGUCCGCGAGCAGCUCGCCAGAACUCCCAGACGGCUACUGUGCCUCCCGCAGCACCGGCGACACACUCACAUUCUCACAAGGACAAGGAACUUCCUCCAGCCUACGACCAAGUUGCGGACACCUGCUGUGACUGGAGCCGCGAUGUCAAAAUUAGCAGCUAUCCACCCGCCGACGGCUCUGGAAUAGCGGACUGGUUACGGCUGAGCUACAACCCCGAUGUGCUAGCGACAAUCGAGUCCGAACUGGACAAGCUCGAACCUGCUUUACAUAGCUUGAGCAUGUCUAUCCACGAUGAUCCCGAGUUGGCAUUCGAAGAGACACACGCGUCCGCUGCGCUUGCGAGCUUUAUGUCCGCGAAUGGGUUCAAGGUCACCAAAGCGUACCUUGGCCUUCCUACGGCGUUCCGCGCCGAGUUCCAGCACGGGAAGGGCGGGAGAACGCUCGGUGUCAACUCUGAGAUGGACGCUCUGCCUGGGAUCGGACAUGCGUGUGGCCACAAUCUCAUCGCGGCCGCAGGCGCCGGAAUCGCCGUCGCCAUCAAGGCUGCGCUCGUCGGUCAUGGCAUACCGGGAAAGGUCGUUUUGCUCGGUACUCCGGCUGAAGAGGCGGGGUGUGGGAAGGGCAUACUCAUAGAGCGAGGUGCAUACAAGGACAUGGAUGCUUGCAUCAUGUGUCAUCCCGGCGCCGGACCGCGCUCAACAAAUGUCGGCUCUUCUCUCGCGCUCCAGUCCUUCGAAGUUGAGUACACCGGCCGUAAUGCGCACGCAGGAGCGCAACCUUGGGCCGGCAUCAACGCAUUGGAUGCAGCCGUCAUCGCAUACACGUCCAUCUCAGCUUUGCGCCAACAAGUGCACCCACACUGUCGACUACACGGCACGCUCUUCGGCAGGAACUGGGCGGCGAAUAUCAUCCCUGAUUACGCGAAGAUGCAGUGGAGAGCGCGAGCACCAACAUGGGCCGAAGUACAAGACUUGAGAGAUCGCAUGAUCAACUGUGUUAAAGCCGGAGCUCUUGCGACGGGAUGUGACUACACGAUCACGCUCGAUGAUCCGUACCUGGACCUGCGUAACAACAAGGUACUUGGGAGAGAAUAUCUUCUAGCAGCGAACGCACGCUAUGGAAUCCCCGCUGGCUUCGAUGAGGGCACCAGCGCGUCUACUGACUUCGGCAAUGUCACAUACGAGCUCCCCGCUCUUCAUCCAGGCUUCAGUAUCCCAACUCCGGACGAGACCAGCGGUAAUCAUACUGCCAACUUCGCGACUGCCGCGGGACAGCCCGAAGCGCACAAAGCGAUGAUGCUCGUGACGAAAGCGCUCGCGCACACCGGAUUCCGAGUGCUCGAGGACGAUGAGUUCUAUGCACAGGUGAAGGAAGAGUUCGAGCGCGAAGUAGCGCCUCAGAAGGCGCUCUUGUCGCAGUCACGAUCAGCGUGA